CAUGGAUUUUUUUCCCGCUUUGGGAGAAGAAGCUCAUCGAUUUGCAUGAAAGGAAUUUCUGAGAUCCAUUGUUUCCUCUCUCUCUCCUACACUAUCAGAGGAGGAAUAGGAGGAAUGGAUGAAGUGAGAAGCUGAAUUUAAUGGUGUCUAUAUAACUGUGUAAACCGAAGAAUCAUGUUUCGGUUUCCAAAUGGUCCUUUAGCUUCACAGUAGUUUUGAAGUGUUGUGGUUGUAGUCGCCGGAGCAAUGACAGUCGGUGCGGUUAUUUCGAGCCGUCAUUUCGGUCAUUUUAUUGGUUCAGGUUUCUUUUUUCUUAACAUCGAGAAAUGUACUAUUUACUUUUAUUGAUUCAUGCAUGGGUAUUGGCUACCUCUUCCCAACAUAGCCAAGAAGGGGAAAAAAAAAUAUUAUGUUAAUAGGAAUUGAGCCUGAUACAUACUGCAUAAUGCACUUGCAAAAGGUAUUUUGUUCAAGAAGCCGAAUAGUGGAGAUUCUGAAAGGUAUAUCAAACAGAGAAGGCUGGUAUACAUCAAAGGGGAGAGCAUCAAGGUGUUUAUGGAACGAGAUAUGCAUGGGGAAACAUUUUCAACAAAAUGUCACCUACUCUAAGAGAGUGCAGUUCCUACAUGUCUAGAAACUUGUAUAGUUCAGUUCAUCUUAUUGGUCCUUUGGACAAGAAAACUGGAAAACUAAAGACAGGAAUCCUUGGUGAAGUGGAGCAUCUUCAUUUAUACCCACCAUUUACUGAAAUUUUUUGUGUAUCAAAUCUUAAGCAAAGAAUUCAAGGGAGAUGUGGAUGUUCUAUUUCUUCAGAUCCCUCUGUUGGCAGUUCUAUUCAUCCCAGAAAUCUGCAUAAAUUUGGCAUAUCUAAUGCGCAUUUCCAACAAUCCGAUUGUCGUAAAGCAACUAAGACACGUGCUGAUUAUAAAUCAGAGCAGUAUGACAUAGCAGGGGCAAAACUGGACUCAUUGAGCUCUUUGGAAGUGCCAGAUGAAGCUGUUUUAGUGGAAGGGAGUGUGCGAAAUAUAUCUUGGUGGGAGCAAUUACCAAAGCGUUGGGUGAUUGUACUGCUUUGUUGUUCUGCAUUUCUCCUCUGCAACAUGGAUCGUGUCAAUAUGAGCAUCGCCAUACUUCCAAUGUCACAGGAGUUCAAGUGGAAUUCUGCAACUAUUGGUCUAAUUCAGUCUUCUUUUUUCUGGGGUUACCUGCUGACUCAGAUUGUUGGAGGUAUAUGGGCAGAUAAGAUUGGUGGUAAGAUUGUACUAGGUUUCGGGGUGGUGUGGUGGUCUGUUGCAACGGUUCUAACACCUAUAGCUGCAAGACUAGGGCUUCCCUUCUUGCUUCUCAUGCGUGCCUUUAUGGGGAUUGGUGAGGGUGUUGCUAUGCCAGCUAUGAAUAAUAUACUCUCAAAGUGGGUUCCAGUAUCUGAAAGAAGCAGAUCCCUUGCAUUUGUAUACAGUGGCAUGUACCUCGGUUCUGUCACGGGCCUGGCCUUUUCUCCUAUUCUAAUCCACAAAUUUGGCUGGCCCUCCGUAUUUUACACUUUUGGUUCUCUAGGAAGUAUCUGGUUUGCAUUAUGGCUGAAUAAGGCACACAGCUCACCAAAAGAUGAUCCAGACCUUUCUGAUGAUGAAAAGAGGCUUAUCUUGGGAGGCAGCGACUUGAAGGAACCUGUUUCUGCCAUUCCAUGGAAAUUAAUUUUGUCAAAAGCACCUGUUUGGGCUCUUAUAAUCUCCCAUUUUUGUCAUAAUUGGGGAACUUUUAUUCUUCUAACGUGGAUGCCAACAUAUUAUAAUCAGGUUUUGAAGUUCAACCUCACUGAGUCUGGGUUAUUCUGUGUUUUACCAUGGUUAACUAUGGCCGUGUUUGCAAAUAUAGGAGGGUGGAUUGCUGACACUCUUGUAAGCAAAGGUCUUUCAAUUACUACAGUUCGCAAGAUCAUGCAAUCAAUUGGAUUCCUGGGCCCAGCCUUCUUUCUCACGCAGCUGAGCCAUGUCCGCACUCCAGCCUUAGCAGUGUUAUGCAUGGCAUGCAGUCAGGGGUUGGAUGCUUUUUCACAGUCUGGGCUCUAUUCUAAUCACCAAGACAUUGGACCACGUUAUGCGGGAGUAUUGCUGGGACUAUCAAACACUGCUGGAGUGCUUGCUGGUGUCUUUGGCACGGCCGCCACUGGAUACAUUCUCCAAAGAGGUUCAUGGGAUGAUGUCUUUAAAGUGUCUGUUGCCUUAUAUAUCAUUGGCACAUUGGUCUGGAAUUUAUUCUCAACUGGAGAGAAAAUUCUCGAGUAGGGGAAUAUAAAGUGAUAGAAAGAAAGGGAAAGAAAAAGAUGAAGCCUAUAAUGAAGGCACAGAAUUCCAAAGAAGGUAAUAGAGAGACAUAAAUAGACCAUCAGGUCUCAGGUGAAUGGAGGGAAACGUGGCCAAAACCAGAAUGCCACCAUUUUGGAAGAUAUCUCCUUCAUGUUGACUUAUUUGAAGCUGUACCCCACCAAUAUGAGGUUGCCACUUGGCUUCACAGGUCUCCAAAAUUCCUUUUAUUCUUAUAUAGAUGUUUUAGUUUAUAAAAUUUCAGGUAGACCUUCCCCCCACCCAAUCCAAACCCUCUCUCAGUAGACACUAUGCAGUAAUCAAUAGAAAACCUCAUGAGUAGUAA
Molecule: messenger RNA, 2652 nt
Organism: Macadamia integrifolia
Lineage: Eukaryota; Viridiplantae; Streptophyta; Magnoliopsida; Proteales; Proteaceae
Product: ascorbate transporter, chloroplastic-like
Exons: 12
Coding region: 594-2288 (564 amino acids)
Biological process (GO): transmembrane transport
Molecular function (GO): transmembrane transporter activity
Source: RefSeq, a predicted model, not a curated record